AUGGUGUCCAUCAAUGACCUGCCUCUGGAGAUCCUGCUGGAUGUGUUUGACUUCUUCCCCUCGUGGCACCUGCUCCGCUGCUUCCGUUGGGUGUGCUGCUGGUGGAGAGACCUGGUGGACUCCUUGAACGCUCUGUGGAAAGACAAGUGCAGACGGGCCGGCUACCCCAUUGAGAUGCUGACCAGUCCUUUCCCAGACUGGAAGGUCUUCUACCUUCUCUGCAAGCUGCAGAAGAACAUUGUCCGGAAUCCUUUCGGCAAAGAGGAAUUUCUCUACUGGGAAAUCGACAAGGAUCAGGAGCACUGCUGGGGUGUGGAGGAGCUGUUAGCAGACGAAUACCCCCAUGACAACAUCACGACAUGUUUCUUUGCCUUCAAUGGGCCUGACACAAAAAUUCAACGCAUCACCUUGAAGGACCACGGCUACACGGAUGAGUUGAUGGACUACGUGACACCCCAUAUCGUGGUGCAGGAUUGGUCUGAUGUCCUCUACCCAAAUCCUCGUUACAACUACAGACUGACCGUGAAGCUGCUGGCUGAAGAUUUUAAAGCCCUCUAUACCUGCUAUAUCUCGAAUGGGGAGGUAAUCAAGGAUGGCACAAGGAACUGGAAAAAGACUGUGUACAUCUUCCGCAACUACCCCAGCGGAGUCCGCCACAUCCAUUUUGAGCAUGGCGUGGACUAUGGAAAGCUUGCCAACAGCAGCGUCAUCGUGGGCCCGAACUUCCCGUAGAAGAAGAGGAAAACACCCCGAAGAGAAAGAAAGGGUUGCUGAGCUGCUUGAACCCACCUCACCUGGGGUUCUCUCAGUGUCCCUACGGAUCUUGGAUGCUGGUUGUGGUCCCUGCUUAAGAAACCUUUCCUCUGAAGCUGUAUGUCUGCAUUUUAAAAGUUAUCAUUGGAUUUUU
Podarcis raffonei (Aeolian wall lizard) is the source of this 907-nucleotide messenger RNA. Its product is annotated as F-box only protein 44-like. The transcript has 5 exons. The record is from RefSeq and is a predicted model, not a curated record. Gene Ontology annotation, biological process: SCF-dependent proteasomal ubiquitin-dependent protein catabolic process; glycoprotein catabolic process. The coding region runs from base 1 to 732 and encodes 243 amino acids. NCBI's taxonomy places the organism in Eukaryota, Metazoa, Chordata, Lepidosauria, Squamata, Lacertidae. Gene Ontology annotation, cellular component: cytoplasm; SCF ubiquitin ligase complex. Gene Ontology annotation, molecular function: protein binding; ubiquitin protein ligase activity.